This is a messenger RNA of Spodoptera frugiperda (fall armyworm), 644 nucleotides long. RefSeq names its product acylphosphatase-2. The transcript is spliced from 3 exons. The coding region runs from base 114 to 473 and encodes 119 amino acids. The record is from RefSeq and is a predicted model, not a curated record. NCBI's taxonomy places the organism in Eukaryota, Metazoa, Arthropoda, Insecta, Lepidoptera, Noctuidae. Gene Ontology annotation, molecular function: acylphosphatase activity.
AAACGUAAAUGUCAUCUGCAGUUAUCAGAAAAGCAAUUUUCUCUACUUUCAUCAUAACACUAAAUUCAAAAUACUGCACCGUGUGGUGUUUGAAUAAUAGGAAAAAUUAAUAAAUGUUACGUGUCUUAAUCUUAACAGCUGUGACCGCUACUCUUCGUAGCAAUUUCGCAACUGUAGCCGCAAUGAAUGUGAAAUCUGUUGACUUCGAAGUGUUUGGCCGGGUCCAAGGAGUUUUCUUCCGAAAGUACACCAAAGAACAAGCUGAAAAGCUGGGUCUUCGAGGGUGGUGCAAGAAUACUUCGACAGGCACUGUGCUAGGGCAAAUGCAGGGACCUACUGAUAAAGUGGAGACUAUGAUGCACUGGCUGAAGACCACAGGCAGCCCCAGUAGCAAAAUAGAAAAGUGUGAGUUUAGAAACCAGCAAGAUAUCGAGGAUUAUACCUUUAAUAAUUUUGAAAUCCAACGCGAUUAAUUACUUCCACGUGUUAUGUAAAGUAAUUGCAAUACGAUAAGCUUAUAAUUACAUGUAUUUUAUCAGUGUGUGAUAUUUUGAAUACUCGGCCGUGUUACUCCCACACACGACCGUAAUAUGGUAUUAGUAAUUUAUUUGAGUUAGACUAACUACAAUACACUCGGGAAUUAA